Messenger RNA from Oryza brachyantha (malo sina), 1616 nucleotides. RefSeq names its product oxygen-dependent coproporphyrinogen-III oxidase, chloroplastic. The transcript has 8 exons. Gene Ontology annotation, molecular function: coproporphyrinogen oxidase activity. The coding region runs from base 163 to 1329 and encodes 388 amino acids. Gene Ontology annotation, cellular component: chloroplast stroma; cytoplasm. The record is from RefSeq and is a predicted model, not a curated record. Lineage: Eukaryota; Viridiplantae; Streptophyta; Magnoliopsida; Poales; Poaceae.
ACUCCUCCCGACCUCCUCAAAACCGCGGGCCGCAACCCGGCGCCGCGCCGCGCCGCCCACCGGCGGCAGCCACCGCCGCGCGAGCGACAGCUAUAUAGACCCCCCCCCCCACCCAGACGGAGCCCCGAGCAACCCGCACAAGUCAGCGCUCUCCCCCGUCCAAUGGCGUCCUCCCUCCUCACCACCCCGUCCCAGGCCCUGGUGGCCCCCGCCGCCCGCCGCCGCGGCGGCUCGACGCGGGUGUGCUUCCCGUCGGCACCCGUCCAGCUCCAGCGCCGGCUGCGGGUGCGCGCGUCGGUGGCGAUCGAGAAGGAGACGCCCGAGAGCGAGCCGCCGCCGACGUUCCUGCGGGAGGACGGCUCCGGGGCCGGGUCCGGGUCGGUGCGGGAGCGGUUCGAGGCCAUGAUCCGCCGGGUGCAGGGGGAGGUGUGCGCGGCGCUGGAGGAGGCCGACGGCAGCGGGGCGCGGUUCGUGGAGGACGUGUGGUCGCGGCCUGGAGGGGGCGGGGGCAUCAGCCGGGUUCUCCAGGACGGGCGCGUGUUCGAGAAGGCCGGGGUCAACGUCUCCGUCGUGUACGGGGUCAUGCCCCCCGACGCGUACCGCGCCGCCAAGGGGGAGGCUGAGAAGAACGGGGUGGCGCCGGAUGUCCAGAAGGCUGGGCCUGUGCCCUUCUUCGCCGCUGGCAUUAGCUCGGUUCUUCAUCCCAAGAACCCAUUUGCUCCAACAUUGCAUUUUAACUACCGCUAUUUUGAGACAGAUGCACCUAAAGAUGCUCCUGGUGCACCAAGGCAGUGGUGGUUUGGGGGUGGUACUGAUUUGACUCCUUCAUAUAUCAUUGAAGAGGAUGUGAAGCAUUUCCAUUCAGUUCAGAAGCAAGCUUGUGAUAAGUUUGAUCCAAGUUUUUACCCAAGAUUCAAAAAGUGGUGUGAUGAUUAUUUCUAUAUUAAGCACCGUAAUGAACGUCGGGGGCUUGGUGGAAUAUUUUUUGAUGAUCUCAAUGACUAUGAUCAAGAAAUGCUUCUUGGCUUUGCUACUGAAUGUGCAGAUUCUGUAGUUCCUGCAUACAUACCAAUUAUUGAACGCCGGAAGGACACUCCAUUUACUGAGGAGCACAAGGCAUGGCAACAAUUGAGGAGAGGUCGCUAUGUGGAGUUCAAUCUUGUAUAUGAUCGUGGUACCACAUUUGGCCUCAAGACUGGGGGAAGGAUCGAGAGUAUUCUGGUUUCUCUUCCACUGACUGCAAGAUGGCAAUACGAUCAUGCACCUGAAGAGGGAACUGAAGAAUGGAAACUUCUCGACGCGUGCAUAAAUCCCAAAGAGUGGCUCUGAAUAUCUCAAUAGUUGAGUUUCGUGCGUUCAAAUCAUUUGUUAGUUUUCCCCGCUCUCUGUAGUCUUACGAUCUCCAAACAUGUCUAGUUAUUUCACGUGUAGAGUCCUGAAUAACUGUAUGAUGUAAUGCGGGUGCUUUAUUUCAUCGGUCGAGGUUAUUGAGCUUUGUAACUGUGGCAUCUGUUUCUUUUUGUGAGUGAAUGAAAGGUAGCCGGUGAGCCUUUUCUUAGAGGCAACAAUUUCCUGUUUAUUUAUCGAGAUAGUCUAAUGUGUUCAGUUCUAUAAUA